GCCGCCGUUUCCGGCGGAGCCGGGUGGAAGCGGCACCGGGGCGGCGGGGCUCGGCCGCAAAAUGGCGGCGCGCUGGGUCGCGCGCUGCCUGCGGGUCGGGCGGGAGGGACGCCGGUUGAUCUCCACACCAGCAGCUUCUCGACUGACAUCGGAGGAAAUCAUUCAGAUGCGCAAUGAGCUCUUUACCAAAGAGAAGGAGAGACAGCUAUCUCUUUAUCCACGAAUUGAGAAAAUAGAAGUAAAGUACACUGGAAAAUCUCACCCUGGUAGUUUGCUUAUAAUGAACAAAGCCUUGUCUACUCCAUACAACUGUGCCAUGCACUUAAGUGAAUGGCACUGCAAGAAAUCUGUGCUAGCUCUUGUGGAUGGUGAAGUCUGGGAUAUUUAUAGACCCUUGACCAAAUCAUGUGAAAUUCAGUUCCUUACGUUCAAAGAUGAAGAUCCAGAGGAAGUAAACAAGGCCUACUGGCGUUCCUGUGCCAUGAUCAUGGCGUGUGUGUUAAAGCGGGCAUUCAAGGAUGAGUACUCUGUGAAUCUGGUUAAAGCUCCAGAAGUGCCAGUGAUCUCUGGAGCUUUCUGUUAUGAUGUAAUUUUGGAUAACAGACUGAAUGACUGGCAACCAACAAAAGACAACUUCAAUUCUCUUACAAAGGAUGCUAGUAAGCUAAUUUAUAAAGACCUGCCGUUCGAAACACUGCAAGUUGAAGCAAAAGUAGCACGUGAAAUGUUUCAGCAUAACAAAUACAAAAUCGAGACGAUAGAACAGAAAGCUUCUCGGAACAUGGAAGGAAUUGUAACAUUACAUAGGUUUGGUGACUUUGUGGAUGUUAGUGAAGGCCCUCACAUUCCAAGGACAAGUUUCUGUUUCCAGUAUGAGAUAACGGCAGCCCACAAUCUUCAGACUAACCAACCUGAAUUGAUAAGGAGGUUCCAGGGUGUGUCUCUACCAGUCCAUUUGAGGGCUCACCACAUUGUGUGGCACAAACUGCUGGAAAGGUCGAAGUGGCUGGUCACUGAAGAGAAAAUUGUGGAAGCAGCAGCAGAAAGUCUUGAGGAAAAAGGUGGAACUGAAGAAGAAAAAACUUUAUCAAUCUAAAUUAACCUCUAAAUGUACAUAAUAAAAUGUUUGGUUUUUUACA
Messenger RNA from Cygnus atratus (black swan), 1139 nucleotides. It is a transcript of the gene MRPL39, whose product is annotated as mitochondrial ribosomal protein L39. Gene Ontology annotation, cellular component: mitochondrion. Lineage: Eukaryota; Metazoa; Chordata; Aves; Anseriformes; Anatidae. Gene Ontology annotation, molecular function: nucleotide binding; RNA binding. The coding region runs from base 62 to 1096 and encodes 344 amino acids. The record is from RefSeq and is a predicted model, not a curated record. The transcript is spliced from 10 exons.